AUGCUGCGUGCGUUUGUGCUCAAAGUGGCGCAGAGAAUGAAGGCCGCGCAGUUGGAGAUGAUCCUUGUCAUACCGCCCAUGCGCUACACCUCUGAGCGGCAGAUGAGUACCUUCUUCGAUCGCAAAGACUUCGAUGUGCUCAAGAAAGAGAUCGCUUUCUUCAGUAUCAUGACCUACGACUUCUCAUCCCGGCCUGGGCCCAAUGCACCCAUAAACUGGACACGCGCUGCGAUAGAGAUGUUGGUACCUGAGAAUAUAACUGCAGAAAGGAAUAAGAUCUUAGUAGGUUUAAACUUCUACGGAUACGACUACUCGCCGACGAACACGCGCGCGCUGGUCAACACAGAGUAUAGCGCCAUCGUACACAAUGAGGCCCUAGACCUUGCCUGCAAAUGGAGCCACGAGUACAGGGAGAUGGAGUUUAGAUAUAAGGUCCAUAAUGAGAUCCAUGAGAUGUGGUACCCUACGCCCAAUUCGGUGCGUGCGCGGAUUGACCUGUCGCGGGAGCUGAAUGUGGGCAUAUCGAUAUGGGAGAUCGGACAAGGCAUAGAGCCCUUCUACGACUAUCUAUAAAUAACAAUAAAUAUAUCUAUAAAGGACAAAAACGAUAUCUAUAAAUAAC
Molecule: messenger RNA, 622 nt
Organism: Sphaeroforma arctica JP610
Lineage: Eukaryota; Ichthyosporea; Ichthyophonida
Exons: 5
Coding region: 1-573 (190 amino acids)
Biological process (GO): carbohydrate metabolic process
Cellular component (GO): extracellular region
Molecular function (GO): oligosaccharide binding
Source: RefSeq, a predicted model, not a curated record